UGCGGUGGCAGGCAGGAGGCGUCAGCAGGCAGAGAGGACACACACACACACACACACUCACCAUCGCCUCUCACACUGCCAUGGUCGAAAAAACACGACAACAGCGCUUCCUAUUUCUCUACUGGGAGUUGAAACUUUAAGAAAAAAACCCAACAAAUAGCCAUGCUGCUGAAGCUUAUAACACCGAGGAUAUAAGCGACACAGAAAGUAGAACCACCGCACCGAAACCACAAAAAGAAGAAGAAGAAGAAGAAGAAGAAGCUCGGAGGGAAAGACGGCAUCCGGCCUGAGAAGAAGCUCCGAGGUCGGGGACUCCGGUCGGGGCAGCGUGCACCGUUUCUGGCCUCCCCUUCCCGAGAGCUCCAUGGAGAAGAUGAAGCGCUUCAAGCGGCGUCUCUCUCAGACGUUGCGAGGCAGCCACACCAUCGACGAGUCGCUGUCUGAGCUAGCAGAGCAGAUGACCAUCGAGGAGAACGGCCUGAAGGACAGCGAGCCCAUAGUGAGGAAUGGUCGUCCUCCAUCAGCACACAGUGUCCACUCCUUCCUCCACCAGUAUACGGGCUCCUUUAAAAAGCCGCCGCUGCGACGGCCCCAGAGCGUCAUCGGAGGAGGCCUGGGUUCUCUCAUGGUCAUGCCCCGCAACGGCAGUCGUCUCGAUAUCGUCCAUGAGAACCUGAAGAUGGGGUCGGACGGGGAGAGUGACCAGGCGUCUGGGACUUCCUCAGAUGAGGUGCAGUCGCCCACGGGUGUUUGUCUGCGGAACAGAGGGAACAGACGCAUCUCUGCCGAGGACCUGAACAAACGUCUGUCCCUGCCGGCUGACAUCCGGAUACCUGACGGUUACCUGGAGAAGCUGCAGCUGAGCAGCCCGCCCUUCGACCAGCCGCUGAGCCGACGCUCCCGCAGAGCAUCACUGUCAGAAAUUGGAUUUGGGAAGCUGGAGACUUAUAUCAAACUGGACAAACUGGGGGAGGGCACGUACGCUACGGUCUUCAAGGGGAGAAGUAAGCUGACGGACAACCUUGUGGCGCUGAAGGAGAUCAGACUGGAGCACGAGGAGGGCGCUCCAUGCACAGCUAUCAGAGAAGUGUCGUUACUGAAGGACCUGAAACACGCCAACAUUGUGACGCUGCACGAUAUCAUCCACACGGAGAAGUCGCUCACACUGGUCUUCGAGUACCUGGACAAAGACCUCAAGCAGUACAUGGACGACUGCGGGAACAUCCUGAGCAUGCAGAAUGUCAAGAUUUUCCUGUUCCAGAUCCUGCGAGGAUUGGCGUACUGUCACAGACGGAAAGUUCUCCACAGAGACUUGAAGCCCCAGAAUCUGCUCAUCAACGACAGAGGAGAACUCAAACUUGCCGACUUUGGCCUGGCGAGGGCCAAGUCUGUGCCCACUAAAACAUACUCUAACGAGGUUGUCACGCUUUGGUAUCGGCCUCCCGACGUGCUGCUGGGCUCCUCUGAGUACUCCACGCAGAUAGACAUGUGGGGUGUGGGCUGUAUAUUCUAUGAGAUGGCUGCCGGCAGACCUCUGUUCCCAGGAUCCACAGUGGAGGACGAGCUGCAUCUCAUCUUCAGGCUGUUAGGCACUCCCACCGAAGACAGCUGGCCUGGAAUAUCCUCUAUGGACGAGUUCAAGUCCUACAAGUUCCCCAAGUACAAGAUUCAGCCGCUCAUAAACCACGCACCUAGGUUGGACACUGAUGGCAUCGACCUGCUGAUGUCAUUCCUAAAAUACGAGUCGAAAAAGAGGAUAUCUGCUGAUGAAGCAAUGAGACAGCCGUACUUCAGGAGCCUGGGGCCACGUGUGUGCACGCUGCCAGAGAGCAUAUCCAUAUUCACACUGAAGGAGGUCCAGCUUCAGAGAGAUCCCGGCUACCGGAACUCGUCAUACCCCGAGUCAGGUAAAAGAUGAUGCAACGGAAAGAGCAGAAGACAAAGCAUGCUGUUUUAGAUUCUCUGGACUGUAUUUUUUUUAUUUGAGAAGAGUCUCCUAGCUGUACAGUCUCGCCGAUGGAUCAGUAACCCGGAAUGGGCUUUGGCGUGGAGCACCAUCAUCAUCUGUCCCCCCAAGCUACUUGGGAAACUCGUCCACAGUGCCACUGACUCCCUUUCCAGGUCUGGCCUGAACCUGGCCCAAAAGAGACAUUUAUAUACUGUACAUCUAUAUUUAUUGAGAAGAGAAUUUGCUGCUAAAUCCAACUACUGUCUAGAAUUCUAACUGGCUCAGUCACUUUAAUGAGUACAUGCAAUGUGUAUAGAUUGUUAAUUUUUUUUUUGAAGUGGUGGUCUUUUAAGAGAUUUAUUUGUUAUUUCCAUUUUCAUACAUUAAAGAAAAACCUCCACCUCAAAGCUCCUCGGUAUGUGUGGGUGUGUAAGGCAUACAGACAAGCAGAGGGAUGUUUCUGUAGCAACUCAAAAGGGUUUUAAUUUUCUGUCUCUGACGGUGCUGUUCUCAGCUGCACCCAUCAUUUGUGACCGUCUACUCUGAAGGUUUUUGAGGCCAGAUUUGAUGUAACUGAUAAUUUGAUCCUUACUGGAGGCGAAUAUGAGAGAAGUCCUGCCAAGCUCUGUGCACAAAGAUCAAAUUCUUGUCAGAUGCUGGCAUAUCAUUCCAGGAUGCUGCUGUCCCUGUCGGCAACAAUGAACAAAUGCAGGAGGGAAAAAGGCACCGUAGAAUUUAACAGGACUAGUUAUGCCUCCUAAAUUCUAAAGAAAUAUUUAACUACAGUGAAACCCUUCUCACCCUGACACUUCAUCUCUUCCUGUCUGUUACAAAGAGGUGAUGUAAAGUGAAUCCCCAGUGUUUGAAUCUGCUGCAUUACAGAUGUGUUCUCCUCUCUGCCAUUCUCAUCUCCAUGAACUAUAAAAUCUAUCCCUUUUUUUUCUGGAUUGCCUCCCUCAUUGUAUUGCAUGUCUGCUCUGUUUAUGAGGAAGCACACAGCCACUGAACUCCUACUGCAGGGAGCACUAGCUAUAGUCCUGCCCCUAGUGAAUACGAUACUGAGUCACAGUCUAUUUAACAGUGUUACAAGAGAUGUUUUGUAUGAUAUUCUUUAACUUUAUUUGUUGAUAAUUGUUAUUGGUUAGGGAUUUCAUUGCAGAUGCCCUCCCAUGUGAGCUUUUUUUCCAGAGUAAAGAAAAUUAAAUCUAAUGUUUAAACUGAAG
This is a messenger RNA of Anoplopoma fimbria (sablefish), 3171 nucleotides long. Its product is annotated as cyclin-dependent kinase 17-like. Gene Ontology annotation, biological process: protein phosphorylation. The transcript has 17 exons. The coding region runs from base 365 to 1918 and encodes 517 amino acids. Gene Ontology annotation, cellular component: cytoplasm; nucleus. The record is from RefSeq and is a predicted model, not a curated record. Gene Ontology annotation, molecular function: protein kinase activity; ATP binding. Lineage: Eukaryota; Metazoa; Chordata; Actinopteri; Perciformes; Anoplopomatidae.